AUGUUUCCCUCAAACGCGUCCGUCCCAACAUCUAACGCGUCUGCAGAAAAUGGUUUCACGAUACGCUGCGAUGGCGAGGCUUAUGGCUACAAUCCCAACAUCCUCGACUGCGAAGACGCAAAGGAAUACUUGCUCCCCGAUGCGAGCACAUGGACAUUUGGUGAACGCCACACCGGCUUACCCGCAGACAUACUGCCUCUUCCAUAUUUGGUCAUGGGUGACAGAGGGCUCUGCUACGUCCAAGCAAUUCUGAUUGGGGACCAUACCACAGCCAAGGCGUCAUUAAAUAUGCUGCGUCGAGCUGCAGCAGCUCUUGUGGUGCAAUGCGCAACCAGUGUUGUAUCGCAAGGUGGUAUCGCGACAAACAUAGGUGGUGACAACAAUCUAGCUAUAAUACUUGGGGCAUACGAAAUGCCGGUUACCUGCCGCGGAACACUCGCGACGUGGGAGUCAUGCAGAGACGUUCUUUACGACAUGCCUGCCGACAAAGUACGACGAGUAUUUGGUCCCGGCAGCGAUCCGGCCGUUACGGAAGACCUUCCUUACAAAAUCGAUUCAUCGGAUCUGAAAUGUUCCGCCAAUAUAUUCAGUGCCGGUAAAUCUGAUGUGUCUUCAUUCUACGAUAUAUGGAAAGCCGUGACCGCCUUGUUUUCUGUUUGCGCACGGCAUGGGAAGGCCGGUAGUGUUAGGGGGCUUGGUGAACAUGGGGACGUGUUCCUCACGAUGACCGCAAGCGGGAGACUGGAACUGCCGAGCAAUUCUUCCCGAGGAUUCUCUUCCUAA
Letharia lupina is the source of this 783-nucleotide messenger RNA. RefSeq lists its product as uncharacterized. NCBI's taxonomy places the organism in Eukaryota, Fungi, Ascomycota, Lecanoromycetes, Lecanorales, Parmeliaceae. The coding region runs from base 1 to 783 and encodes 260 amino acids. The transcript is spliced from 4 exons. The record is from RefSeq and is a predicted model, not a curated record.